Messenger RNA from Manis javanica (Malayan pangolin), 1282 nucleotides. RefSeq names its product STEAP family member 1 (gene STEAP1). Lineage: Eukaryota; Metazoa; Chordata; Mammalia; Pholidota; Manidae. The record is from RefSeq and is a predicted model, not a curated record. Gene Ontology annotation, cellular component: endosome; plasma membrane.
AGGGCCCAGCGGCCAGGAGGCGGGGUCUGCCGCGCGCGAGCUGCCGGCACUGCUCCGGGGCAGGGGCGCCGCGUGGGGCGGCACGGCUGGCAACCGCUGCGCCGCUACCUACUGUCGGGUCGCGCCGAGGAGCGGGUGGCUGAAGCCAUACCAUUUUAUAGACUUAAUGGAGAGCAGACAAGACAUCACAAACCAAGAAGAACUUUGGAAAAUGAAACCUGGGAGAAAUCUUGAAGAAGAUGAUUAUUUGAAUAAUGACUCAGGAGAGACCGGCGUACUGAAAAGACCUAUGCCUUUGCACUUGCAUCAAACAACCCAUUUUGAUGAAUUUGAUUGUCCCCCAGAGCUUCAACACAAACAGGAACUCUUUCCAAAGUGGCACUUGCCCAUUAAAAUCGCUGCUAUCAUAUCGUCUCUGACUUUUCUUUACACUCUUCUGAGGGACAUAAUUCACCCUUUUGUAACUUCCCAUCAACAGUAUUUUUAUAAAAUUCCAAUCCUGGUCAUCAACAAAGUCUUGCCAGUGGUUUCCAUCACCCUCUUGGCCCUGGCUUAUUUGCCAGGUGUGAUAGCAGCGUUUGUACAGCUUCAUAAUGGAACCAAGUACAAGAAAUUUCCACACUGGUUGCAUAGGUGGAUGUUAACAAGAAAACAAUUUGGGCUUCUUAGUUUCUUCUUUGCUGUACUACAUGCAAUUUAUAGCUUAUCCUACCCAAUGAGGCGAUCCUACAGAUACAAGGUGCUAAACUGGGCAUAUCAACAGGUCCAACAAAAUAAAGCAGAUGCCUGGAUUGAGCAUGAUGUUUGGAGAAUGGAAAUUUAUGUGUCUCUGGGAAUUGUGGCACUUGGAAUACUGGCUCUGUUAGCCGUGACAUCUAUUCCUUCUGUGAGCGACUCUUUGACGUGGAGAGAAUUUCACUAUAUUCAGAGCAAUCUAGGAAUUGUUUCUCUUCUACUGGGCACAAUACACGCAUUGAUUUUUGCCUGGAAUAAAUGGGUAGAUAUAAAACAAUUUGUAUGGUAUACACCUCCAACAUUUAUGAUAGCUGUUUUCCUUCCGAUUAUUGUCCUGAUAUGUAAGACUGUACUGUUUCUGCCAUGCUUGCGGAAAAAGAUACUGAAGAUUAGACACGGUUGGGAGGAUGUCACCAAAAUUAAAACUGAGCUAUCUUUCCAAUUGUAGAAUUACUGUUCACAUACAUUAUUGUUCAAUAUUAAUGUAUUUUACCAUAAACAUUUCACAUUUGUAUUUGUUUAAUAAAUGACCAUUUGGGCAUCUUAA